Messenger RNA from Cyphellophora attinorum, 1446 nucleotides. RefSeq lists its product as uncharacterized. NCBI's taxonomy places the organism in Eukaryota, Fungi, Ascomycota, Eurotiomycetes, Chaetothyriales, Cyphellophoraceae. The record is from RefSeq and is a predicted model, not a curated record. The transcript is spliced from 2 exons. The coding region runs from base 1 to 1446 and encodes 481 amino acids.
AUGGCGAAGAAUAACCGCGCUGCCAUCACGGAGCGCGAGUACGAACAACUGCCGCCCGCACUCCAACGAAAGUACUUUUCCAGCUUGGAGCGCCUGCGUUUAGCUCACGAUGGCUCUGUGUCUCCUCAAAGUCUUCCCAAGCACCGUCGACACUCUCGGACACGCUCGACCUUUGCGAAGACCAAGUCUCUCUUCGAAACAUUUGACGGCAUCCCUUCGAUCCCUUACAUCCACCCCAGUCUAAGGCCUGCCACGAGCCAUAGAAGAACGAUACACACCGCUGAUACCCUGGUCAACUCUGACACAGCAGCGUGGUUCGCUUCGCUGCCCUUGACCGUACAGAGGAAGCAUUUUACAAAAGAAGAGCAAGUGCUCUUCGCCAACGAGAAUCAUCACAUCAUCCUUGACGCAGCGGACGAGCUACUGCAGAGGCAACGCCUACCGCCAGAUUCAGAUCUGCUUUGGCUGCCGCACCCAGAAACCUCUCAAACUCCUGAGGAGUACUCGCCACGAUCGUCCUUCGACAUUGAACACGGUGAUAGCAGGAGCAUGAGUUCACAACAGUAUCUGGAUAGCCUUAGUCGGCUCGACAACGACAGCGAGCUCGAUCUGCGACUAGACGACUAUCAUGCAGCCAUCGCGCAGACCGCACAACGACAACAAGCCGCGCCACUGCCACUAAAGCAUUCAUAUCGACGCAACAUGUCCCUGAGCACAGUGUCGUUGCGCCGCACAUCGAUCUCUACACCUCCAAGAUCAGCAAGCAGAGUGCCGUCAUUGUACUUCAACCGGCUACAGACGCCCACCACUCCGCAGCGACCUUCGUUCCAUCAUGGCCCGACCUCGUCGGUAUCCACUGUCGACCCUCGUGCUACUCACUAUCAAGACCCUGCUGCACGUAUGAAGCUCAGAGUAUACCUCGCUAGCCCAUCAAAGUUCGAUGAGGCAAUCGAGUUUGGCUUUCCGUCAAUGGCCGAUAAGCAGUCCAGGACGUCCGAUCGGCCCAAAACAAGCCCAAGAGCUCCUACAGACUCUGCCCGAAUGUUCGCCAACGACGACGUGCCUUCUCUUGUCGGCGACGACGGGUCAUCUCACAGCGAGGUCGACGCUUUGUCAGAUCCCCGGACACCAAAUGAAUCAGAAUUUCGGGGAGUUCGUUCUAAGAAGAGCAGCGUUGACCGGGCGUCCCUGAAGCCACAAGUUGUGCGAUCUGAUCAGUACGCGCAAUCGACAGCGCUAGAUCGUGAGAUGACCAUCCACAUGACUCUUACACGGCCAGACUUGCGCUCGCCUACAGCUGAGACUCGGCCCUCUUCCCGACAUAUCAAUUCUCAGCCUCUAGAGCAGGCACCACUAAUGCCUGCGAACAAUGGUCAGAAUUUCUGGGACACUCUGCCAGCGCCCUCGGAAUCGAGAGUGAAAAAGUUAUGGAGGAAGUUCUUCUGA